CAUAUUUACUAUGUUGUAUAAAAAUCAGAUCUCAAAAAUUUUAGUUUGUGUAAAUGCCCAAUCAGGCCCAACAGAAGAUAGGCUUUUGUUUGUCUCAAUAGGUACAAUUAUUUCUGCAUUACGUAUUACUCCUCUGUCAAUGCUUAGUGAAAUAGUCGUCUUCUUCCUCUGUUCCUCAAAUUUGUAGCUUCACUCUUCUGCAAAAAAAUUGUCACAAUACCAUCUUUUAUUCUCAUCAAUCAGCAAGAUUCGCCAUUGUUUUUGUUUUUUUCUAAGGCUUAAAGCAUUCUUCUUUCAAAGUUCCAGUUUAAGGGAUUUGUCCUGCCUUGUCAAUACUUUGGGUCCGAGACGGUCAGAAUGGGUCUUGAAGGUUCAAGAAACUAGAUUUCGGGCUUAUAAGGCUAAAAAGAUUUGAAUGGCUAGACCUCCAUUUUUUGUCAGAAGCUUGUGCACUCGCCAAAACUUUAAUUCCCCAAUCCGUAACCUAAGUAUUGCUGGAACUAAUGGUAGGGUUGAAGGUGAAGUUGCUGCACAAAACGCAGAUCGAUCAAGUUCAGUAAAUCAUCAAAGUGAGCAACUGAGCUUUGCUGAGAUAGCUAAAGAUGUUUGCAAAGUCAUCCGGACACGACCCAGAUGGGAACAAAUAUUGUUAUCUGAUUUUCCCACUGUUAAUUUUACUGAUCCAAGAUUCUAUACUGAGGUUCUGAAGGCACAAAAAAAUAUUAUGUUGUCGCUUCGGUUUCAUUUUUGGCUUAGUUCUCAAAAUGGUUUUUCGAGGGAUCAGUUCUCUGAUGAAGUCAUAUUUAGUGGGCUUGUACAAGCCAAGGCCGCCAGUGCAGCCAAAUGUUUUCGGCAAAAUAUGAUUUUUGUGCCUCAACCUAAUUGUUUGGAGGCCUACAUUCAGUGUCUUUGUGAAAAUGGAUUGAUUGAGGAUGCCCUUGACGUGUUUACUGAGUUGAGAAGUGUUGGCCACUGCCCAUCAUUGAGAAUUUGGAAUUCAGCCCUUUCAGAUUCUAUCCGAGCUGGAAGAACUGACACUGUCUGGAAAUUGUAUGAGGAUAUGACAGAGUCUGGUGUUGUAGCAGAUGUAGGUACAAUUGGGCACUUGAUUCAAGCAUUUUGUAUGGAGAACAAUUUUCCAGAUGGUCAUCAACUUCUUCGACAGGCUUUGGAAGCUGGGCAUGCCCCUAGUAGUGUUGCUUUUAAUAAAUUGAUUUAUGAAUCAUGUAAGAACAGAGAUUACUCUAGACUGUCAUCUCUUCUCCAUUCAAUGAUUGCAACUAAUUGUUCUGUUGAUAUAUUCACUUAUCAGCAUGUUAUUCUGGGACUCUGUGAAACAAGAAAGAUGCGUGAAGCUUUUAGGAUAUUUAAUGAUCUAAAGAAUAGAGGCUAUGCUCCGGAUAUGGUUAUGUAUACAACAAUGAUUAAUGGUCUCUGUAAAAUGAAAUCGGUUGGAGAUGCCCGGAAAUUAUGGUUUGAGAUGAUUCAAAAGGGAUUCAAUCCCAAUGAAUACACAUACAACACACUCAUCCAUGGUUAUUUAACAACUAACCGUCUAAAAGAAGCUGUAAGUCUUUAUAAGGAAAUGUGUGAUAAAGGAUAUGGAGAGAACACAGUGACAUAUAAUACCAUGAUUCAUGGGCUGUGUCUUUAUGGAAGAGUAGGAGAAGCUCACAACUUGUUCAAUAAAAUGGCUGAGAAUGGUGUUGCCCAUGAUGUGGUCACAUACACUUCUCUUAUUCAGGGUUUCUGCAAGAAUGGGAAGAUAAAUAAAGGUCUUCAGUUUUUAUAUGAACUGUUAAAGCAGGGGUUGCAACCAUCACCUGCUUCUUAUACAGUGUUAAUUGAGAAACUUUGUGAGAUCGGCCAUGUUUCGGAAGCUAAAUCAUUGUGGAAUGAUAUGCUAGAUAGAGGUGUCAAACCAGCAACAUCGACUUAUGAUUCUAUCAUACUUGGAUUAAUCAAGCAGGGAUAUGUAACAGAGGGGCUAGAUUGGUUGAGCAGUAUGAUGAAGAGUAGGCUCAGACCAAGGAGAAAAACUUUUGAGAAACUGAUUUAUCAUCUUUCUCAAGCAGAUAAGUUGGAUGAAUCUUUAUCCAUUUUAGAUAACAUGCUUAGGCUAGGUCAUGUCGUCAGAGAAAAAAUUUUCCGUUCUCUAGUAAAUAAACUUUGCAAAGAUAAUUCCCACCAUAUUGAGAUGGAAAUGGGAUAUAUAGUCUGAGCUAUUCAAGAUGGUUGAUGUCUUAUAAAGAUUGCAACACCUUUAGCUUGUCUAAGGCCAAACCGGAAGAGAAGAUUUAUUUGCUUUAUACACCUUGAUCGUGCAACUUCACAUUUUUGUUAUAACUUAAUGUUGUAUUUUUUAGUCUUAUUGAUAUGUGAUAGGGAUCAAAUUUGUAGCAUGUGCUACUACACAUCCCUCACUGUAUUUCUGUUACCGCUUACAGUAAAUUUGAUGAUGGAUGCACUGACAUUCUUGAAGUGCAGUCAUUCCUUAGAGAGAAUCUGUGGUUUCUGCUAGGAGAUAGAGACACCAAUCACUUCUUCUGAAUAACUUUUGUCAAAUUGAGUGUUUUGGUGUGUGUUUCCAGUGUGGUCAGAAUUUUGAAUUCUACUUUCUUGCAAUAUUCAACUUUCAUGGUCAGUGGUACUUCAUUAGAGGAAAUAUCUAUUUUAGAUCAAAAUGUAUGGCUGAUUUUGUCACUUUUUUUGGUUUGUAUCCUAGUUUAGAACUAAACUUUCUUUCCUUCAAAGAAAGAGACAGAAAAGCUGAUUAGGACAAUUCUGGAGUGAUCUAAAAUUUUUGUUAUUACUUUUUGCAGUAGGCUUCUAAAAUACAAUUUUAACACCCAAGUUAGGAAAAUUAUGUCAAAUCAAUUUAUUGAUAACCUAAAAGGGAAGUACAUUACUUUAUUUUGUUCAGUCGAAAACAUUGGUGGCCCAAUGCUUUUGAAGCUAAAAUCUCCCAUUGCUGCAUUGAACAUGUACAUCAUGAUUGUGCCUACUGCAACAGACAGAGAAGUUUGUGCUUUCUACAUUUUACGCCAAAAUCUUAAAAGGGAAGUUCAUCUAUUUUUAACCUUAAGAUGUUACCAGAUUUUCUUUCAAAACUCUCUGGUUCCUUUCUUUACACAAUCCAGCAUAUGCAGGACGGAUUUGUGUCCCGAUGUUCUUUCUCUCAUUGUUUAGGACAUUUUAUUAAUACCAGCACUGCAUUAAUUCUUUUGCUGUUCUUGGCACUACCCCUCUUAUCAUUGAAUAUAGUCAGGAGUAACUGCCUAGAUGAAGCUAUUACGGGCAAUGUAUGAAAAGAUGAUUUGUAAUUUCUGCAUUCAGACAAAUGACAUCUGUUACAUAUAGUCAUUCCUCUUCUCUGUAGAUUAUCCUGGGUAAGGGGCAGCUUCAGGGUCCAACAUCAAGUGAAAAAGUGCCACUACCUGGUGCUUUGUUUCUCCAUAUUUGUCUCCAUGGCUAUGUUUCUUUUUAGCAAUAGAAGAGAUCAAACUCUUGCUGUAAGAGUUAACAGUGAAAGAUUCAGUUCUUUGUAGCUCCCAUGCUAGUGAGUCUGACUUGUCUUCUAGGGCCGGUGCUGUUUCCAGCAGCUAAAACAGUUGAAUCAGUUCCCCAACUUCCAAUCAUUUUGCACCUUUUCUUAAUUUUGAUGUCCCACUAUCGACCUGUUUUAACUGAGUGAUACUUUCAAUUGCAGCAGUUUCCGUUGCAUCAUCAUUUCUUUACUUUGCUGGGUAUGUAGGAAACUGCUUUUUUUUUUGUUUCCCACCUGGUGUCCAGAGCCCACAUUGGAACUUCGACUAAAUUCGGGUCGCUCACUGUAGGGCCCAUUUGGUGGUGGCGCUCCCAACAUGAUUUUCUCCAUACCCAGGACUCGAACCCGAGACCUCUGGCUAAGGGUGAAGCACUCCCACCAGUGCACCGCAACCCAUGUUGGUGGAAAGUAAAAUUGUGGUAAUUACUAAUUACACAAUUAGUAAAGGAUAUGAGAGGAAGGCUAUCCCAGAAUCCAUCAUGCAAACCCUCUUUAAAGCCUAUAUCAUGAUAUGCUAGGUGGAGCUGAUUCAAUUCCUUGCCGUCAUUUGAGUCCACAGGUGCCUGUGAUCCUGGAAGAAUGAUUCAAGUGAGACAUACUGAUGAAGGCUAAAAAAGGAAUGAGGUCCUUCAUUCACCUCCUGACGUGCUCCUCAAAUAGAAGUCAGAUAUUUUGCUACAUCAAAAAGGUAAUAUGAUGAAUUACUUCUUAUUGAUAAUGCUGACAAAUAAUGGCAAGUUGAUGAAAACCAGUUUUGGGAUACGAGAUACUGUUAUGCUGUAGAGGUUUGCUCUGGUUGAACUCCAUAAAUCAAACCUACGAUGAUGAUAUCUUGGUUAUAUAUGGUUUUCAAUAUGGAUAUUGGCAUUGCCAACCAAAAUCAUAAAGUUAGGAGUUGUCUAAUAAAUGUACUUAAUAGGUAGUAGCAAUACCAAGUUGAUGGGUCUCAAGCUAGGUUAUGAUUUUAGCUAAUAGCAGCAUUAGUAGAGUUUUAAUAAAGUCAUCCCUUCUCUGUAAACUAUCCUGGUUAAGGGCCACUUCAUGGACCAAAAUCCAGCGGAAAACCCCCCGUUCAUGUGGAGCUUUUUCCCUCCAGAUUUGUCUCCGUGCCCAUGUUCCUACUUCAGCAGCAGAACAGAUUAAACUCCUGUCAUAAGAGUUAAUAGUAAAAGAUCCAGUUUGCAGCUUCCAUACCAGUGAGUCUUCUCUUUUCUUCUAUAGCCUGUGCCUCUUUCCACAGUUUCAGUUGGUGCAAUUUCUAUUGCACCAUUGUUCCUUCUCUUUGCUGCUCGUGUUACAGGCAGCUUACUACACUUUUUGGUUGUAUUCCUACCUUCGGUGCUUUUCCGAGGUGCGCGAAAGCUGACCAGAACACCAGAGUCAUAAAAAAAGGGUUCAUAAGCAUAGGAGUACUUUAAAUAGCCAACUACAACAAAACAACAGCUUAAUUCAAAAACUUCAAAUAUCUCAACAAACUUAAACAACCACACAAAAGUUUAAAAUUCAAAUCAUCCUAAACUUAAGCAACUUAAGUAUUAGGCGACUAAGAAAAUUACUGCAGUAACUUGAAAAACAAGUUUCAAAAAAAACAAAGUUCUCACUAUGCUUGAACAGUCUGAAGCAAUGAACUAUUCAUAGAUCUGCUAUCCCAGGUUGUCCUUAUUAGGUUUUCCACAUUGUUCGCAGAUUUGGACAAUCCUUCCUCCGUGAGCUAGCUUUUUAGGCCGAGUUAGGCCCAGGUGCCAUAUCACCAGCAUCAUCAUUUUCCCCUUUACUUUCCUUCAACUCUUCCUCUUGACUUGCCUUCAACUCUUCCUCUUGACUUGCAACCAGCUUGUGCAAUCUAUCAGCCAAGCCAUCAAUGUUUGUGUGUAUAUCAUCAUCAGGGUCUUGAGAGGGAUCAUCGGAAUCAGAACAAGAAUUGUUGAAUGCAGCUUCUAUCCUUAAAUGCAUGCGACGUAGACGACUUUCAUUGUCCCUCCAGCUCUUGUGUUCAGCGUUUCUCCUUUGCAUUUCCAACUCCUCUUCUUCUGAUGAAUCAUAGUUUUGGUUAAGCAUGUCUGCCCAGUGUUGCUGAGUGAUCACACUCGAUGCAGAAGUUCCAGCUAAAUCAUAAUUGCGUUUCUUACAAGUCUUCUUCUCCAUGUGCUCUUUGAGUGCAUCUGAAAUUGUUAAAAGGACAUUGUAUGAAAUCUUUAUAUUUUGGAGUAAUCAAUCAACCAAAGGAGUUGCUAAAAUAUAUCUUAACCAUUGGUAUCAAACAAGGUGUGGAGCUAAUUGCUGGAAUCAAACUUAACACUUUGCAAAGACUUAUUGUUCAUAGAUAAAAGUAGUCCUAUUAGAAAAAUGUGCACAAAUAUCAAGUUGAAAAAGCACUUACACAAGUAUGUUCUUGAGAGAUAUUCAUUUGUACACAAAAAUUCAAAUGUCAUUUCCUUUCAUUCAAUUCGCAAGUGGUCAUAAGUGAUAUUUCCACUA
Molecule: messenger RNA, 6025 nt
Organism: Solanum lycopersicum (tomato)
Lineage: Eukaryota; Viridiplantae; Streptophyta; Magnoliopsida; Solanales; Solanaceae
Product: pentatricopeptide repeat-containing protein At5g18950
Molecular function (GO): protein binding
Source: RefSeq, a predicted model, not a curated record